Rhinichthys klamathensis goyatoka is the source of this 881-nucleotide messenger RNA. RefSeq names its product metabolism of cobalamin associated C (gene mmachc). Gene Ontology annotation, biological process: cobalamin metabolic process. Gene Ontology annotation, molecular function: FAD binding; cyanocobalamin reductase (cyanide-eliminating) (NADP+) activity; demethylase activity. Bases 1 to 786 code for a protein of 261 amino acids. The record is from RefSeq and is a predicted model, not a curated record. Gene Ontology annotation, cellular component: cytoplasm. Lineage: Eukaryota; Metazoa; Chordata; Actinopteri; Cypriniformes; Leuciscidae. The transcript has 4 exons.
AUGGCGAUCUCCUGUGAGCGCGUCGUAGAGGACCUUAUUGGGACUUUUCGAGAGUCUUUAAAAGCUCACGGUUUUGAAAUUUAUCCCUUUAAGGUUGGCUGGUACAAUGCAGUGCUCUCUCCUGGCCAUCACCUCCCUUACCCAGCAGACACUCUGGCUGUGGUGGUCCUCAGCACUCCGGCCAUGUUUGAGCGCUCGUUCCUGCCCUUCUUACAGAGCCAGCGCUGCGAGGGCCUCAGGGACCCCAUAGACCAGUGCAGCGCGCACACCGUCUCAGCCUGUGUCUCACUGUGUUUUCCCGAUCAGUCUGUGGAUGUCAGUUAUGAUUAUGAGAUGCUGCCCAGCAGAAGACCCAAGUUCCUCGCACAGACCGCCGCACACAUAUCAGGAGCAGCGUAUUACUACCAGAAAUCAGACAUCCACAGUCCACCGUGGGCUGAUCAGAAGAUGUUUGGAGUCUGUAUACACCCCAGGCUGGGCGGCUGGUUUGCUAUACGAGCCCUGCUGGUCUUCCAGGAUGUGCGGGUGGGAGCGGAUCUCCAGCAGAAAGAUCCUCCAGACUGUGUGCGCUCACAGGAGGACCGGAUCGACCUGCUGGAGAGGUUUAACUUCCGCUGGCAGGACGGGAGCUACAGAGACAUUGUGCCCACAGAGGAGAGGUACUCAGACCAGCAGAGAGAGUAUUUCACCACUCCUCCAGGCCAGCGGGGGGAGCUGCUCAGACGGUGGGGCUUUCUGACGGAGACGGACACUGACAAGCAGAGCUCCACAAACAAACAGGGCUGAUUACACACUCUCAUAGCUGUUUUCCCAAAGAUGUGCUCUGCUGUGUGGAAGACACAUAUCAAAUAAAAAAGGCAAUUGAGGCUUUUUUUCUUGCA